GCGGUGGCGGCGGCGGCGACGUGCUUGCCGUCGCUGCAGCGGCUGCUGUCGUGCCUGGACUUCAUCGAGCACCGGGCGGAGGAGAUCCCCGUCCCGUGCUGCGUCCAGGUGAGGGACACGGCGGCGCGGCAGCCGUGCUGCCUCAUGCACGUCACGCGCGGCGACGCCGCCAGGCUCAUCAGCCCCGAGUUCGACGCCGCCCGCGCCAUGGUCAACGUCACCGGCCAGUGCCUCGGCGACGCCUCCGUCCUCGUCGCCAUCGCCCGCAACUGCUCGGGAAAGCCGCUCCCGCCGCUGACACCAGAGUUUACGUUUACUACUGCCGAGGUGCCGCCGCCGCCGCCAUCGUCGUCGUCAGGAGCAACCAGGCUGCAGGUCUCGUCGUCUUCCACCUCAUUAUUGUUACUAGCCCUUCUUGCCAGCAUCGUCGUCUAUGGAGCCUUUGCUGUUCUAGGAAACUAG
Molecule: messenger RNA, 462 nt
Organism: Panicum virgatum (switchgrass)
Lineage: Eukaryota; Viridiplantae; Streptophyta; Magnoliopsida; Poales; Poaceae
Exons: 3
Source: RefSeq, a predicted model, not a curated record